Danio aesculapii is the source of this 5169-nucleotide messenger RNA. It is a transcript of the gene kif16bb, whose product is annotated as kinesin family member 16Bb. The record is from RefSeq and is a predicted model, not a curated record. The transcript is spliced from 19 exons. Gene Ontology annotation, molecular function: microtubule motor activity; microtubule binding; ATP binding. Gene Ontology annotation, biological process: microtubule-based movement. NCBI's taxonomy places the organism in Eukaryota, Metazoa, Chordata, Actinopteri, Cypriniformes, Danionidae. Bases 201 to 4130 code for a protein of 1309 amino acids.
AGCUGUUAUACUCACUUGUUGAAGACACGUGGUGAAGUAGAGAUAUGAUUUAAUAAAAGACAUUAUGGAGCAACGACUGCUUUGGCUGUCAGCAUUUACAGCUGUUUAUGGAAGCCAUUACGCUGGAAUUAUAAAAUACAGUACAAUACAUUGUAGUAUUUAGACUAGCUGCAGGUGAAGCGUCCUGUCAUCGAUGACCCAUGGCGUCUGUGCGCGUAGCCGUGCGGGUCCGUCCGCUGAGCCAAAGGGAGAAGGACCUCUCAGCCAAAGUCAUUAUACAAGUGGAUGGACAAAAAACAUCUGUCCUUAGCACAAAGGAAAACUUCAGCUGCAUGAAUGGAGAAUUAUCUGGAGAAAGAGUGAAGUCUUUUUCAUAUGAUUUCUCUUAUGAUUCCAUGAACAGCACAAGUCUAAACUUUGUGACCCAGGAAAAGAUAUUCAAGGAUCUUGGCACUGAUGUCCUACAAGCAGCUUUUGAGGGUUACAAUGCCUGUGUCUUUGCUUAUGGCCAAACAGGCUCAGGAAAAACCUACACCAUGAUGGGCAACCCGGGUGAUUAUGGACUGAUUCCACGGAUCUGUGAGGGACUGUUCCACCACAUCGAUGGAGUGUUACAAAAAGACAAGGCAUCAUUUCACAUGGAGGUCAGCUACUUUGAAAUCUACAAUGAGCGGGUUCGAGACCUUCUUCCCAGCACAGAAACACAAGGCUGUGAGCUGAGAGUGAGGGAACAUCCUAAAGAUGGACCUUAUGUGGAUGCCCUUUCCAGACACCAGGUUCAAAGCUAUACUGGGGUUGCUCAGCUGAUGCAGGAGGGCAACAAGAGACGUGCCACUGCCAACACAGCCAUGAACCAUGUCAGCAGCCGAUCCCACGCCAUCUUCACCAUUCGCUUUAUCAAGGCCAUGUUUGAUGGAGAGUUACCAAGUGAGACGGUGAGUAAAGUACACUUGGUCGACCUGGCGGGAAGUGAAAGAGCUGAUGCCACACAGACUACUGGCAUCAGGUUGAAGGAGGGUGCCAACAUCAACAGAUCUUUAGUUACUCUGGGCAUCGUCAUCUCCACUUUAGCUGAUCUGUCUGACGGUGGUGGAAUAAAAAGAAAGCAACACUUUGUUCCAUAUCGAGACUCUGUGCUUACCUGGCUUCUAAAGGACAGUCUUGGUGGGAACUCCAAAACCAUCAUGAUAGCCACCAUCUCACCUGCUGAUGUGAACUACAGUGAAACUCUGAACACACUUCGUUAUGCUAGCCGGGCCAAGAACAUUUUAAACAAGCCCACCGUGAAUGAAGACAGUAAUGUAAAGAUUAUUAGAGAUCUGCGAGCUGAGAUUGCCCGUCUGAAAGCUCUGCUGUCUGCGGGAAAUCAGAUGCCGUCAUUUGAGCAGCCCUCAGGGUCGAGUGUUGAGGAGAGGCUUCAUCAGGAUGAAGCCAGAGUUCAAGAGCUGACGAAACAGUGGGCUAGUCGUUGGAAAGAAAUCCACACUAUUCUUGGGGAAGAUACAGUCGCUCUCAGAAAAGAGGGUAUCGGUGUGGUGCUUGAUUCCCAAAUACCCCAUUUAAUCCGCAUUGAGGAAGAUCUGCUCAGCACUGGUGUCGUUCUCUAUCAUUUAAAGGAAGGUAUAACUUCAGUCGGGGCAGGAGGAACCGAGCCAGAGCAGGAUAUAGUUCUCCACGGUGAAGCUCUUCAGAGGGCACACUGUGUGUUUGAGAACCAGAGAGGAGCUGUCACGCUCGUGCCGCUCCCAGGAGCCAGGUGUGCAGUCAAUGGGAUGGAGGUGACCCAGCCAUACCUUCUGUCCCAGGGUGUGAACAUACAACUUGGAAGGGCCACCAUGUUCCAUUUCAACCAUCCUCAAGAAGCUGCCCAACUUCGGGAGAAACGCAAGUCUGGGCUUUUCGUGCCGAGUGACUCUGCUGCAUUCUCUGUGGAGACUUUCAGUGAUUUCAGCUGCAGAAAGGUUUCUGACCAACACAAAGGUGAUGCAGAUGCUCUAAAAAGCAAUACCUUCUCUGGAGAGAGUCAGAGGAUGCUUCCCACAUCUCAUGCUCCAGACUGUUUCUUAUCACAAAGCAAGACAGACAGUAGUUUCAGUGGACCUUCAGAGUCUCAGCACAUUCCUAAGAUGCCCAGGGCACUAACAGAACACUGUGCCACUAACAACCCUGCAGGAGAUGCCAAAAGUCUGGGAAAGACGCUUCAGACAAGUCUCAACAUCCAGUGGGAAAAGCAGCUUUCAGCCCCUCAUAAAUCAGAAACUGAAUCUCUGUCAGUGGACAUGACAAAUAUGAAACUGGAGGGGGAGGAAACAGGGGUGCAUGCAGGACUUUGGGAUAGUAGGGUACUUCAGGAGAGCUGUAACGGGACCUCUGGGCUGUUGGAUGUCGAGCAGCAGUAUCUCUGGCACCAGGUCGUGGGCUCAGAAGGGAGCUUGUUAGCUGAGGAAUCCCAUAUACAAAGAAGGCACUCUGCCACGGGAGGUGGAGAAGGAGGAGUCUUUGUCCCCAGCUUGACUUGCUUGGAGCACUUUUCACAAAGGCAAAGUCCUCUUUCCGUGGGGGGCCAAUUUAGUGAGCACUUUUUAUCAAGAACAUCUGUUGAGAGCCAAGAAGCCAAAGCCCAUCCAGAGGGAAGUGGGUUCAGCUCUAGCCUAGGGAGCCUUGUAGGUAGAGUGUCCUGGAUGCUGACAGAUGCUGGGCGUGUGCUUAACUCUUUAAAGGAACAAACUGGUGCUAGAGGAAGUGGCUGGUACAAUCAAAUGUGCUCACUGGUAAAGGAUCUACCCUUAGUCCACCAUAUCCAGUUUGAAGUCUCGCUAAGACCACAGGCAAACCCAACACUGGAUGCAACUCAGUUCAGGCGCAAUAUGUCUCAUAGUGACGUUUUAUCAGUAUGUGAACAGUGUGUAGCAUUGUCCUCCAUGCAAGAUCUAUCAAAGUCCAGUGCAGGUGAAUGGAAGAGCCCUUUGAGGGCUUUGGAGGCAAAACAGACAAAGGAUUCAGUGACUAUCCAGAGCAGUGAGGGAUUGAAGGUAUGCUGCCAAAGACUCCACCUCCUGCCUGAAUCCUUGGUACAUCUUCAAAAUCUUCCACCAACGCAGCUUCUCUCCUGCCUACACAGUGUCAUUCCUGCCCACUUGCUAAUGGAAGAGCGACUGUUAGCUUUAUACUGGCUCAGUGUAGCUACCUGUUCUCAACCAGAUCCACAGCCAGCAGUUACUGUCAUUUUCCAGACAAAAAUUUUGGUGAUCACAUUUGAUCCUUUACUUGAUUCUUCCAAUCCCACACACUCUUUAAAUGUUUUCUACGAACUAUCCUUUCAGCAACUACUGGAGAUAAACAUAGGUUUUGCUGGACAGUCAGUCAGACUGACAGGCAACACAGAGAGCAGCAUACUUGCUUUGCACACAUGCAAUGCAGGCCUAACUCAAGAACUGUCCCAAACAUUAAUCAAGGCUAUUUGCCCUUUCGAAAAAUGGGCACUAGACCAUCCAUUGCUGUCAAGUGACAUGCUGCGUUUGUCCCUAGACUGGAACUCCUGUAUAAAGGAUUUGGUCCUACCCUCUGGUGGACGCCUUACAUGCUCUUUGCAGAAAACCUUGGCUAAGUUGGUUUUCAUGUUACAUGGUAAUAUGAAGGGUAAACGUCCAGCACUUGCGGAUGUGCAGCUACUUCUUUACACAUCUGUCAGAUUUCAGCAAUCAAAUUUUGAGCCUACUGUACCUGAUUCACAAGUGAACUCUGAGCUCGUCCAGCUGGUCCUGACUGACACCCAUCUAGGUCUUUUACGGGAGAAUGCCAUUUAUUACCCACCUCCACGUUCAGUGUCAGUGGUGGCACGGCAGGCCCAGUUCAGACUAAUAGACCUUCGGCAGCGCUCGGAUGUCCGUUGUGUGCUGGUAAGAGAGGGAUAUGGAAGCAUGUGUCUGGAUGUGGUCUUGGCUCAUGUCAGCCGGAAAUCUGGUGGUACUGGAGGUUACCCUCAACCUCCAGAGGUCUGCGGUGCUGAUAAAGCAGCUGCCCAAUCUCUUUCCAACCCUGAUUCAUCUCUCCGGAAUGAAGUGUGGAAAUUAACUUUCAGCAGCUCCGUUGAGGCCACCUUUCUGAUUAAUAACUUGUCAAACAUUUGAUCAAGGGCCUUCCAGCAAAAUAAUUAACAGCCUUGUGAGGAGAAUUCGACAGGAGACUACAAAAAAGGCUGAGUUCACCGAAAACAUAACAAAGUCUGAGCCUUUAGGAUUUGAGAAAUAAAGACAUUUUAUAAUUUUUUUUUUUUUGCAACUUUUUUAGGGGAUUUUGUGAAAUCCAUCAAGUUGACUUGCCUUCUGACACUAGUAAUUAUUUAAAGUAGUGCCUAUGAUCAAGAUUUGAAAUUCAUAAGGCUGCUUGGGAUUGCAUUGACAUUAUUAAUGAUGUUUAUCUGGCAAUAAUAAAUGAAGCAUGGUAUAAUGGAUCUUUGAAAUGUAUAAUAAGUACCUGCACUCUACCUUAAUUAUCAUGUUCAUUCUUUUCAGUGCUAAUUAGAGAAUUUCAUGUACAGGAAUGUGUCUAAUUUACAUGUGUCUAUUCCUGUGCGUCACCAGCUACUUUUACUGUAGCUAAUUGUCUCACAUUGCACAAUUUAAAGGGCACCUAUUUUACUUCUUUUUCUAGAUUUAAAAUAAGUCUUUUGUGUCUCCAGAAUGUGUCUGUAAAGUUUCAGCUCAAAACACCCAUCAGAUUAGUUAUUAUACCUUUCAGAACAUUAGAAUUUUCUGCUUUGAACACAAUGUAGCUGUUUUUGUUGCCUGUGCCUUUAAUGCUAAUUCUCUCUGCCCACUGUUCCUUCAUGCCUGUCAGAGUGUGCCUCAAUCUUCACCUUGGCUGCAUCAGAUAAAUAGCACAGUGACAGACAUGAUGGAAGCAGACCUCACGUAACUCUUGUGAGAAAUACUACAGAAAGAACGUUCUUACUGUAAAGAAGUGAUUAUUUGAUGUAUUUGCUGUGGAGUUAAUUCAAGUCUUUCUGCAACGAGUCACACACACAGGCUUUACAAAGUUCAUGCACACACACACACACACAUUGCAGACACAUACAGGCAAGGCAAACUUAGUUUAUAGAGCACAAUUUUACACAACCGAAGUUGAUCUAAAGUGCUUCACAAUAAAAUACUAGAUAAUAAAAUAACU